Epinephelus fuscoguttatus (brown-marbled grouper) is the source of this 1581-nucleotide messenger RNA. Its product is annotated as zinc finger protein 501-like. Gene Ontology annotation, molecular function: RNA polymerase II cis-regulatory region sequence-specific DNA binding; DNA-binding transcription factor activity. The record is from RefSeq and is a predicted model, not a curated record. NCBI's taxonomy places the organism in Eukaryota, Metazoa, Chordata, Actinopteri, Perciformes, Serranidae. Gene Ontology annotation, biological process: regulation of transcription by RNA polymerase II. The coding region runs from base 34 to 1251 and encodes 405 amino acids. The transcript has a single exon.
CAGCUUGUAGUGAAGCAGGAGACUGAUGGCUUUAUGUUGACUCCUGCUGAUGAGGAAAGUGAGCAGAGUGAAGAUCAGACUCUGGACUUCAUUCAUGAUGACACUCAAAGUGCAGCAGAGAAAGAGUCUGUAUUUAAAAUGCCAGUUAUAAGCUCUGUGAUAUCAGAAGCAACCAGUGAGCACCAGCUGCUCUGUCACAACUCUGAUGUAGCUGAGAGGCAAGAUGAGGAAGAAUACCAGCAUGGAGACUCAGGAUCAACUAGAAACACAGAGCUUCAAGCAGAGAAAAGACAUCAUGAAAGUGAAAUGAACAGUAACAGUCCACACACCUCUGCUGUGAUAAACUUAAAUACAGGUAAAAAGCCUUUAAAAUGUGACAUAUGUGGGAAAGUUUUUGAGUGCAAGUCAAAAUUGCAGAGACACCUGAACAGCCACACAGGUGAGAAGCUGUUUUCUUGCAAAACAUGUGGGAAAAGAUUCAGUGACACAUCAGCAUUGAGCGCUCAUAUAAGAACUCACACAGGUGAGAAGCCGUUCCUUUGCAAGACCUGCGGGAAAAGAUUCAAUGAGAAGUCAGUAUUGAAAAGGCAUUGUAGAAUCCACACAGGUGAGAAGCCACAUACUUGUGACGUAUGUGGGAGAGCUUUCGGACAUAAUGGUCACUUGUUAGUCCACAUGAGGACUCACACAGGUGAGAAGCCGUAUACUUGUAACGUAUGUGGGAGAGCUUUCGGACGUAAUAGUAUCUUGUUAGUCCACAUGAGGACUCACACAGGUGAGAAGCCGUAUACUUGUAACGUAUGUGGGAGAGCUUUCAGACACGAUGGUCACUUGUUAGUCCACAUGAGGACUCACACAGGUGAGAAGCCGUAUACUUGUAACAUAUGUGGGAGAGCUUUCAGACGUAAUGGUCACUUGUUAGUCCACAUUAGGAGUCAUUCUGGGGAGAAGCCAUAUACCUGUAAAGUAUGUGGGAGAGCUUUCGUACGUAAUGGUGUCUUGUCAGUCCACAUGAGGACUCACACAGGUGAGAAGCCGUAUACUUGCAAAACAUGUGGGAAACACUUCAGAUCUAUCAGUAACUUGACAGUCCACAUGAGGAGGCACACAGGUGUAAAGGUGCAUGACUUGAGCACAGAGGUUCCAGUUGAAGUCACACAUAUACAGGAGAGAGACGGUUUACAUGCAAAACAUGUGGCAGAGCUUUCAGAGGCCUGUUCCAUAAAGCAUGCUAAGAAAAGUGGGGAGUGAAGUCCAAAUCCUGAAUUUUAAUUGAAAUUGCAGGUCUGGAAAAGUUAAACUAGUGAGAUAAAGAACAAAAGGAGGAGACUGCUUUAAAGUCUGAAUGAAUUUUAUACUUGCAAGAGUCAUGGAAAACCUGGAAAAGUCAUGGAAUUAGUGAAAAUCAUUAUAAGUCACAGAACUUGUUUGUGUAUAGUGAAAUUAUUAGAAUCAUCUUCAGUGGAUAACCCUCCAUAUAAUGGAACAUAAUGGCAAAUUCAUUUUCUGAAGGUGGCGUCUUAAUGUAGCUUUAAUAUGCGUCGAUGUGUGACAAUGUUUGUUUACCAUCAGGUGUGUUUU